CAGUGAUAGUUGUUGUAUCGUUCGUGCUGAGUUAGCGCAUCAAAUCAAUUUGAGAUAUUCUCUGUCUAGUUUGUUUCCCAAAAGUGAUCAACAAUGUCUGGUAUAGAAGACACGAUGUUCCAGUUGAAAUUUACGUCAAAGCAGUUAGCAAGGCUAGCUAAGAAAGCAGAAAAGGAUCAAAAGUCAGAAACCGCUAAAGUGAAAAAGGCACUACAACAAAGGGAUGUUGAGAGAGCCAAGAUAUAUGCCGAAAAUGCUAUUCGAAAAAAGAAUGAAGGUUUAAACUAUUUACGGUUAUCUGCAAGAGUGGAUGGUGUUGCUUCUAAAGUCCAGACUGCAAUGACAAUGAAAAUGGUUACAAAGAAUAUGGGACAAGUAGUGAAAGGAUUGGAUAAAGCAAUGGCAUCAAUGGAUCUUCAAAAGGUUUCUGCAACAAUGGAGAAAUUUGAAAAACAGUUCGAAGAUUUGGAUGUACACACAAGCGUACUGGAAGACUCCAUGAGCACAGCUACUACACUAAGCACACCCACGGAUCAAGUGGAUAUAUUAAUUAAACAAGUUGCAGAAGAGAAUGGACUGGAGGUGAUGACACAGUUGAAUGAUGUUCAGGUUCCAUCAGGAGGUUUGUCAGCAUCAACUAACCGGUCAUUAAAUGAAGAGGAAACACUUUCUAGAAGGUUACAGGCACUGAGAAACUAAAACCGUUUAGUCACGUCACUCAACACUCUACCAGGAAUUUACAUGUACCGUACCUUUUAUUGGAUACAACGCCGAAUCACGAUGUUAAUUUCUUCUGAUUUAUUUGACUUAGUGAUGUGGCAUUGUGGGCUCUGACAUGUAUACCAUUCUCAUGUGUUGUCUUCUAUAUGUGUUUUGGUUUUUAUGUUCGCAGAGAGAAUCUGUGUAAACUGUUUUAUUCUUAUAUUGCUCUCCAAUUGACGACCAAUGUAUUUAUCACACUAUUUGUGUUUUCCACCUGAAAAGGGCAAAAGUCUCAGUUUCUUUUACUGUUUUAUUUUACAUGAACAAAAAAGAAUGCAUAUAUAUGAGUUGGAUCCUAUGACCAGGAUUACACUAAUCAGGCAUAGUUUCUAAAAUGUGCCAGUAUUUCAUCUGGGUAUCAUACCUGUCAAUUUCUUCCAAACCAGGGCUUUAGAUUUUUUUCAUGAAUUCCAAAAAGUGCAUGAACAAAAUUACUAGUUGGUGUGCUGCCAUCAAGUUAUAUGCAAAGUAGCUACUUAGGUUGUUAUAGUGCCAAAUAUCCAUCACACAUCAUCAUUAAGUUAUCACUCAUAACAAGCUUUUGUUUUACUUCCCAGGGUCCAUUUGCAUCACUUUCCAAUUGUUUUACACUAAUUUUACCCAUGGAUGUUGUUGACUGAUAGUUGAAAUACAGCAAGUUAAUGGACUGAUGUUUACUAGAACUGAGACCCCAAACAAAACUACCAAUAACAUCAGGGUUGCUGUAUUUUAACAAAGUAUUACUGUACUACGGUACUGAGUUUUAUGUUGUUUUUUUUGCAGUCCCAUCACAGGUUGUGUGUUGUCAGUGUACAUGUGUUACCUAACUUUUUUUGUAACAAAGGAUAAUGGCCGGGCCAAUGACCAGUAAAAAAUUGCAACUGAUUCAUGUACAUAUCAUAGUGAACUACAUGUUGCUUAAAACCACAAACAACCUGCUCAGCUCAUUCCGUAGUGUUGAUAUGAAAAUAGUUCAAAUCCAGACUGCUUAAAAAUGUAUCAUUUUUAAAUAGUGAAGGAAAUGUUGUGUGUGCGAGGGCAAUCUAGUUCUGAAAAACGGUUCCUCUCCUAGUAAAUACACUCGCAAACCAAUUAUAACAAUAUGUAGGUAGGAAGUCACUUAUUUACUGGCUGUCUAUCAGUCAAUUAUAUCUGUAACUGUACCACUGAGAAAUUUUGAAUAUAUUUAGAGAUCGGUAGUAGAGUUCUUUUUAUAUGCACAAGCCAAAUAUCUAGGGAUAGUCUGGGCCAUUUCCACCAAUCGCAGUAUGCCCAUGCUAGAAUCAACGUAUAGAUUUCAGGAAUUUAGGAAUCAGAACUUCGUCAUUUGGAAUAAAUUUUGGAAGGAAUGGAACUUUGUUUUGUUUGAAUUGGAGCUAAAGUUGCAUCAAUUAGACGUAUAUUUCACUAUCAGAACUCCCACUGAUACUAUAAACACCAGCACCAUUAGUGAGACUGAUAGCAAAGUUAACUUGUGAUCGACUAAAGACUCCUGGGAUACACAUGACUGUGAUUGCAGCCAUGUUUGACGUCAUACAGCUUGUACCUCAAAACACUGUGUACAUGUAGAUCACUUGACAUCUAUAACCUUGUACAUAUGUCAGAUAGCCUUAUGACUAUGGAUAAUUUGUUGUUUUGUAGUUAUUCCAAUAGCAUGAUAUAUCUGUUUUGGACAGUCGUCGACACUGAAAUAGUAUAUUUGUAGGUCAAUAGGUCAAAUCUUUAUACAGUUCAAAGACAACCAUAUGGCCAAUUCCCCAAUCUGUUUUGAC
Saccoglossus kowalevskii is the source of this 2513-nucleotide messenger RNA. Its product is annotated as charged multivesicular body protein 1a-like. Lineage: Eukaryota; Metazoa; Hemichordata; Enteropneusta; Harrimaniidae. The record is from RefSeq and is a predicted model, not a curated record. Gene Ontology annotation, biological process: vacuolar transport.